Molecule: messenger RNA, 939 nt
Organism: Fusarium graminearum PH-1
Lineage: Eukaryota; Fungi; Ascomycota; Sordariomycetes; Hypocreales; Nectriaceae
Exons: 4
Coding region: 1-939 (312 amino acids)
Molecular function (GO): NADP binding; oxidoreductase activity, acting on the CH-OH group of donors, NAD or NADP as acceptor
Source: RefSeq, a predicted model, not a curated record
AUGGCAUCUCCUCAAAUUGGCUGGAUUGGCCUUGGCUCGAUGGGUCUUCCCAUGGCAACAAACCUUCAGAAACAUCUCAGUUCAACAGCGGCUCCAAAUCUGAUUUACUUCAAUCGCACCAUCUGUCGUGGUGAUUCUCUAAAAGAUAUUGGUGCUCAGCCCGCAUCAUCAGCUACAGAUCUUGUCGAUAACUCGGAUAUUAUCUUCAUGUCUUUAAGCGACGACUCUGCCCUCGACUCAACUCUAAAUGCUAUUCUCGACUCAGAGGACUCCGGAAAACUCGCUGACUCUUCUGCAAAGGCAGAGACUAGGAUCCAAGAGAAAGGGGGACAGUUUAUCGCCUCGCCAGUUUUUGGAGCAAGUCCUGUUGCAGCACAGGGAAAGCUCUUGUGGAUUAUUGCAGGGCCGAAUGCUGCUGUUGAUAAAGUCACUCCAUACGUUGAAGGGGUUAUGGGAAGAGCUGUUAUCAGGGUCGGUGAGGAUAUCAGAGCGUCUGGUAAAAUGAAGACGGCAGGAAACUUUAUCACAGCUGGUUUCAUGGAAAUCAUUGCCGAAGCACACGUCCUAGCUGAAAAGUCGGGUCUGGGCAGUGGGAACCUGGAAGCGUUGAUCGAGCAGCAAUAUGGGCCUCUACCAUUCUCAAUGUCUCAGCGUUUGACAACUGGAGCAUACAUGCCAGCCAGAGGCGACAGGCCUUGGUCCGAUUUGAACUUGGCAAUCAAAGACGUGGGUCAUGGAAUUGCCCUUGCAGAACAGUCUGGAACGAAAUUGGAAGUGGCAGAAGUUGCUAUUAAGCAUUUGAAGGAUGCAAAGAAGUUCUCUGAUUCUGAGCAGCGACCGCUUGAUUCAUCUUCCAUGUAUGGAAUACUACGAAAGGAGGCUGGACUGUCUUUUGAGACGGCAUUGAUCAAGGACCGGGAUGGAAAGGACGACAAAUAA